Chaetomium globosum CBS 148.51 is the source of this 1674-nucleotide messenger RNA. RefSeq lists its product as uncharacterized. The transcript has 5 exons. The coding region runs from base 1 to 1674 and encodes 557 amino acids. Lineage: Eukaryota; Fungi; Ascomycota; Sordariomycetes; Sordariales; Chaetomiaceae. The record is from RefSeq and is a predicted model, not a curated record.
AUGAAACAAGUUGCCCUCCUUUAUACCCUCACUAGCCCGGCGCUGGUCAGCUACAGCAUCGAGUUCUCGAGCUUUCCGGAAUUCGCAGACAAUAUCGGCCACAUCAUUGGGCACAAGCCCUACAUCCGUGUUGGUGGCAACACCCAAGACUAUGCUCUCUAUGACGCUUCACUGCCGUACGCCCUCAAUGGCACCUUUGACCCGGCACGAUCCAACGACUACCCAACGACCAUAACCAUUGGGCCGUCCUACUUCGAGGCGUACAAUACCUGGAAAGACGUCAAGUACUACCAUGGCUUCAACCUUGGUCUUGGAGGGAAUAGGUCAAGCGGGUGGCAGACCCUGUUGGACACCGUGCCGUUGGCUUGCAAGGCCUUGGGCGGCGGGAAGCUGUAUGUCUGGGGGUACGGCAACGAGCCAGACCUGUACUCGACCUCGGCCCAGGGACCCGUGAGGCCGUCUGAUUGGAGCGAGGAUGCUUACGUCUCUCAAUGGCAUAAUGGCACCCGGCAGAUCAAAGCCCUUAUCGAGGAGCACUGCCCUGAGCUGGCGGGCGAGGACAAUUAUGGUUACAUGGCGCCCUCUUUUGCUGGUGUUGGCAACCGUCUGAAAGCGGCGGCAGCAUGGGAGGCGGGACUCAACGACGACCAGAACGUCAAGUUAUUCUCAACCCACAACUACAUCAGCGGCGCCGAGACCCCCGGCGUGACACUCCAGGGGACACUCAUGAACCAUGCGGUAACCAAACGAUCCGUCGACGCGCACGUUGACGAGUACAACACGGUGCUCUCUCAGUCCACCAACCCUGUCCCGCCCCUGAUUUUCGGUGAGACCAACUCCCUCUACAACCAAGGCCGCCCGGGCCUAUCCAACACCUUCGGCGCCGCCCUCUGGGGUCUCGACUUUAAUCUGUAUGCGGCCUCGGUGGGCUUCAAGCGGGUGCACAUGCACAUGGGGACCAACUACCGCCUCCCACCGCAGUACGCCGCCUGGCAACCCGUCUCCACCGCCCUCACCACCCUCGGCACCAAAGCGCCCUACUACGGCUCCAUCGCGGUGGCCGCCGCCCUGGGCCCCACCCCCGCCACCGUCGUCGAGAUCCCCCUCACCCCCCCCUCCCAAACCAGCUCCACCCCCUCCCUCCUCCCCGAAUCCGCCUACGCCAUCUACACCGCCCACGGCACCCGCCUAACCCGCCUGAUAAUCCUCAACCUGCGCACCUACAACACCACCCUUAACGGCGCCGGGCUUGAACCACUGCCCCCCCCCUCCGACUCCGACCCCGCCACCCCACCGCCGCGCGGCGUCGUCGAGUAUGCCUUCCGGCUGCCCGCCGAGAUGGCGUCGCGGGUGGUGGGGGUGCGGCGGCUGAUGGCGAACGGGAGUGAUGCGAUUACGGGGAUUAGCUGGGAUGGGUGGAGCUAUAAUUAUGAGUUGGAUGGGGGGCGGCCGGUGCGGUUGGGGAAUGUCACGGUGGGGGAGAGGGUGGUUGUUGGGGAGGGCGGGGUGGUGAGGGUGGGGGUGCCGGAUGCGAGUGCGGUGGUGGUGGAUUUGGAUUUGGAGGAGGAGGAGGAGGAGGGUUUGGGUGGGGAUGUGGUGGAUGUUGAUGUUGAUGCUGAUGUUGGUGUGGGUGUGGGUGUGGGUGUGGAUGUUGUGAAGGGGAAGGGGAAGUAA